AUGGACGAGAAAAAACCUCCCAAACGGCGAAAAAUUCGCGUCAUGAACCAUUCGCCCACACCCGAGGAGGACGACGAGCACGAAUUCGAACCCGGUUCCUCAAGACGGUUCGACAAAUCGCUAACCAUGUUGACGCGUAGCGUCGUAAAGAUGCUCCGCGAAACACCCGAUGGUGUGCUGUAUCUGCGUGAUGUUUCAUCCACACUGUCCAACCGUCAGAAGCGACGCAUUUACGACGUCACGAACGUGCUGGAGGGUAUCGGGCUGGUAAAGAAACAAGUGAAAAACCACAUCAAAUGGAUCGGUGAAGAAGUGACGACUCAGUCAUGCCUCGGAACGGCACGUAAAAUUGGGGAGCAUAUGCGAACGCGCCGGAAUCUGGAGCUGCGUGAAGCGUUAAUCGACAAGCAGCUGAAAGUCAUACGCCAAAGCUCGCACAUGUUGCGUGAGAAUAGCGCGACUGGAUCAUUUCUGUACGUCACGAGCGACGAUUUAACGUCCGUGUUUGGCGAUAACCGAACGCUGCUCACACUGGGCGAGGAUCGCUUAGCGCGCCUCAGACAACCACCAGUCGUCCAAUUCACUAACUGGGCCAUUCCGUACGGUGGAAACACACGCCAGUUGUGGGUAAAAUCGCGACCGAAUGGAGCCCCGUUAACGUUGAUGGUUUUGAAGGAACCGGCCGGUGCGUGCUACACGCGACCAAGCCGACGACCAGCGAUACUCCGUGCAAACGCCGAACAGCGGUACGUAAAGCUCGCCGAAGAGAAGGACCAGCCGGAGGAACUUGACGUGCGCGACGGCUCACAAUGGGACGCACCGGGUGAGCGACGAUACGACGAUUCGGACGAGGAAGAAUACACGAGGGUACGGCAACGAGAGCGUCUCGCGCGGAUACUGCUGGACACUAGUCCCGAUGCUCACCACAGCCUGUACCGCCCGAACGGGUGGAGGAAAAGGAAGAGUGAAACGCGCGGAUUGCUCAUACCGUUUCUAGUGAUUAAGCCACGGUUUUACGGCCGCUUCACGUUCGCGCUCAAACCGAACGAAGGUGUGUUCGAUCUGUUCGGGUACGGCAGGAUCAGCAACCACCAAAGAGCAAACGAACCAACCAGCCAACAACCGGCAAUGGAGGUGGUUCAUGUGGCGCACGAUUAG
Messenger RNA from Anopheles marshallii, 1158 nucleotides. It is a transcript of the gene E2f2, whose product is annotated as transcription factor E2F1. Bases 1 to 1158 code for a protein of 385 amino acids. The record is from RefSeq and is a predicted model, not a curated record. Lineage: Eukaryota; Metazoa; Arthropoda; Insecta; Diptera; Culicidae. Gene Ontology annotation, molecular function: DNA-binding transcription factor activity, RNA polymerase II-specific; RNA polymerase II cis-regulatory region sequence-specific DNA binding. Gene Ontology annotation, biological process: regulation of transcription by RNA polymerase II. The transcript is spliced from 3 exons. Gene Ontology annotation, cellular component: RNA polymerase II transcription regulator complex.